CUUUUUAUAAGUUCUUGGCUUCAACCAAACAUCAGAGAAACCUGCAAACUUGCAACUUCAACUGAAAGGCUGUAAGGAUGUACUCCGCUACACCACCUUCUCAGCCUCAACCAAAGCAAUCGCGGCAACAACAGUACCCUUCUCAACAGCCACCGGCCUACAACUACCCUCAUCAAGGAUAUGGCCAAAUGGGACAAAUGGGACAUGGAAGUUUGCCGAUGGAUACUCGAGGAAUUCAGCAGCAGCCGCAAAAUAUGGGAACAAUGAUGGGACGGCAAGUUCCACUGCAGCAACAAGCUGCCGCCGGGCAAAUGAAUGCCCAUGGAAUGCCUAUGGAUAACCGAUCUAUGAACAGUGGCCAGAUGCAGCAUUUGGAUAACCGCAUGGGAUCUCAACAAAUGACGACUAAUCAAAGACCGAUGGGAAUGGAAAGUCACAAUAUGGGCCAGCUAGGAAACAAUCAAAUGGGAUCCAUGGGAAGCAUGAACAGCUCAAUGAGCAACUCCAUGGCGUCUAUGGGCGGUAUGAUGAGUGAUCGGACGAUGGGUACUCAGCAACAUCAAAUGAUGGGACAACAUCAACAACAACAAUCUACCAGCAACCCUGGCAACAAUCAACAAAUGCAACGUAUGAUGAACCCACCAGCGUACUCGCAACAGGAAAAACAACGCAUGGAACAGUACCAACGGCAACAACAUCAAUCCCAGAUGCAAAGCUACCAAUCUCAAAUGCAGCAAUCUAUGACCCCAGUAGUUCAAGCCCCGGCUCCAGCAAAACCGGCACCGAAGAACAACUCUAGGAGGAAGAGAACAGUCAACAAAGCUAAUCUCGAUGAGCCUACUCAGGUUCCGGCUCCGAAUUAUCAUUUCCAACCACCACCAAGCUAUGGAUAUCAGCAGAACAACAAUAUGAUGGGAAAUCCCCAAGUAAGUGGACAUCAAAUGGCAGGUGGACAACAACAACUCCAACACCAUGCAAUGAUGCAUGGUGGUCCUGGAGGCUCGCAGAGCCAGUAUCCAAACACAAAGUCAUCGGAAAUGGUGCGCUUAGAGCUUCGUAAUUCCAUUCAGGCCAAACAGCAACAGCAGAAGCAGAAGGAGCAGCCACCAAUGGAUCAACAACAUCGUGUACCAGCACAACAAGCUCAAAUGCAACGUGCAAUGCAACAAGAUUCGUCGAUGAUGAUGGGCAACCAAAUGGGACAAUACCAAUACAGCCAAAUGGGACAACCACCACACUAUCAUCAAUCAUCAUCCAUGGGCAACGGCAUGGGACAAGCUCCACAAAUGGGACAAGGUCAUCCACAACAAAUGCAAGAGAUGGGAAGCUUUAAUACUCCACAACCUCAAGUUCAAAUUAAUCAGAACACUCCUAUCUCGAGCGUGGCUAGCACCAGCUCGGCGAGCAGCUUAGAUUUUCCAAACGAACUUGGCUUUUUUGAUAUGCAGGAUCCAGAGCUUCCGGUUUCCUGCGAUAAACUUGAGGAGAAUCUAAAAUCACUUACAGUUCAUGACUUUGCUAUUCUUGGACGUUGCGCGUUUGACUUUUCCAAUCAACAAACGAUUGACUUUGUCCGUCAAAUUUUGCUGAUGUGAAGCACAUUUCAUUUUCAGUGUUUCAACUUGGUCACUCCCGAUGCAUUACUCUCCCAGUUACUGAUCUCCCGAUAUCCUGCUAUCUAGUUACCAAAUGCUUCUGCUUUUAGAUUUUCCAAUCACCAAUUCCUCUGUAUUUUGAAACUUGCGAGCUGUGCUCUCCAAAGCCAAAAUUUGUCUUGUUUACUGUGUAAAAAACAUAUUUGAAUCCAUAAUGUAUUCUUUUGUUCAUUUCCUAACUUAAAGAAAAUCCUGUCGAUAUAGUGAACACUCAUUUAGGAAUAAUGCCCCCCCCCCCAUCAGCAGCUCGGUCUGUAUGUCCUAGCCAUUGCCUAUUUUUGUCAUUUCUCAAUCUCAUCACCUGAAAAAUUCCAAUCCUCACUAGUUUUACACAACAUCCAAAACCUUCCAAAUAUUGUCCCAGUCUUUGUCAAUCACUUUUUCGCUUUUAAAAACCAUCUCUUUUGUAUAUCAAGGUCAUAUAGCAUUCUAAUAUAUUUGCCUCAAUAUUAUUGAAAAAAAAAAUUGAAAAUCACAAAAAAUUGAAUAUUAGUCACUAGUCUCUUUCAAGAAUAAAUACAAAAAUUUGAAAAACAAUUUCCUAAUUGCUUCUCAGUACCAAUCCUAUAAAUAUAUAUAUAUAUAUAUAUAUAUAAAUAUUGUUUUUUAUUCUAAUUCGCAUGUAUAAUCUGAUAAAAGCAAAUAAAUUUUCAUAAAAUUUA
Caenorhabditis elegans is the source of this 2317-nucleotide messenger RNA. It is a transcript of the gene pqn-18, whose product is annotated as Prion-like-(Q/N-rich)-domain-bearing protein. Bases 78 to 1595 code for a protein of 505 amino acids. The record is from RefSeq and is marked reviewed. The transcript has 9 exons. NCBI's taxonomy places the organism in Eukaryota, Metazoa, Nematoda, Chromadorea, Rhabditida, Rhabditidae.